CCCAUUACGUUUUGUUGACUUUUCUAAAUAUCUAACCUUAAAAUUGAUACAAUGGCAAUUCACAUCCAAGGCGGGAAAGAUAUUGCAAAAUCUUCAAUAGAAGAGAAUAUACAAUCUAUGCCAUUUAAAAUCUCAGCCGACUGCGAUGCCAAAGUUUCGACGUAUUUCAAACCACUCGUCAAAGUAAACGAAGACUCGAUCUAUUCAAGCUCAUUCCGAGGGCAUCCCUUAUCUGGUAAAAAACUGGCAAUUCCCGACGGUUAUAUGGGCGUGGUUUUACAUGAAACGGUACCACCUGGUACGGACAAAGUCGAUCGAAAUUUUUAUAUAGUGAAUAAAUUUGAUUCGUUCAUGCAUUGGAAUUGGGAUAAGACGCCUACGCUCAACGAUCCAAUUAUGCAAGCGCUGCAUGUGUGGAUCGACGUCGCUGAAGCUCUACACUCGUCGUGAUUUUUUACAUUUUGGUUGUACAAGUGAAUAUAUAUCGUAAAAAUAAAUCUAGCAUAUUAUUAGA
Photinus pyralis (common eastern firefly) is the source of this 514-nucleotide messenger RNA. RefSeq names its product ribonuclease H2 subunit C. Gene Ontology annotation, cellular component: ribonuclease H2 complex. Gene Ontology annotation, biological process: RNA catabolic process. Bases 52 to 450 code for a protein of 132 amino acids. The record is from RefSeq and is a predicted model, not a curated record. Lineage: Eukaryota; Metazoa; Arthropoda; Insecta; Coleoptera; Lampyridae. The transcript is spliced from 3 exons.